Wasmannia auropunctata (little fire ant) is the source of this 3760-nucleotide messenger RNA. It is a transcript of the gene Tpcn1, whose product is annotated as two pore calcium channel protein 1-like. Bases 387 to 2915 code for a protein of 842 amino acids. Gene Ontology annotation, biological process: transmembrane transport; monoatomic ion transport. Gene Ontology annotation, molecular function: voltage-gated channel activity; monoatomic ion channel activity. Gene Ontology annotation, cellular component: lysosomal membrane; endosome membrane. The record is from RefSeq and is a predicted model, not a curated record. Lineage: Eukaryota; Metazoa; Arthropoda; Insecta; Hymenoptera; Formicidae. The transcript has 12 exons.
AUAAGGAUAAUAAUUCAGUUGACGCUCUUGGACUGCCUUAUCGGUGAAGUACGCGCACGUGACAAGUGCGGAAUGUACGCAACUAUAAUAUAAGAACGCGGACGCGUCUCUCAUUGAGAGACGUGCUCUGAUAGCGGCGAUAGUAUGCAUAAUAUGGAGUGUAUCGCGCGUCCGCCUAUAUACGCCCGCGCGUGCAUCGCGUCGCGCAGUCGGAGUCGAACGUCGUCCUGGUGCGCACCAGCACGUUGAGAGGGGAGGGACGUCGAUCUCAGGGCCCGUCAAUCGUGACGCGCCGACGUUGAGAGAGAGAGAGCGCGCGCGAUACAGCCGGUGCAGUCGCGCGUCAGCUGGGCGACGCCAGGCGACGCGGGUGAGACGCUGCACCGAUGUCUUCGUCGCGGCUCGGCGAGCACGACGCCGAUUACCAGCGAUUCGACGACGAGACCGAGACAAAUCAACCGCUCGACCAGGAGAUCACCAAUGGUUCGAGCCGACAAUAUGGCUCCAUACUGUCCUCGCCUUCGGAAAGUCACGUAAGGUCGUCAUUUGGCAAUGCUAAUAACACUAAUCAGCUGAAUUACAAGUACGAAGCAGGUGAAACAGAGACUGGUGGAAGUAUGACCGAGAACACAGUGUUCGCCGCGCGCGAUGCGAUUCUCGAUGUGGAUUUGCAUUGGGAAAUGAACUACCACGAAGCUGCAAUAUUUUUAGAGGAAGGUAGAAACAAUGAGAAAUUUGAUUCUCAUCCAAGGCACCCUGAAGAUCUACCGGCGUAUCUUUUAGUCCACAACAGUUGGUACAAUGGGUUGGAUUUACUGAUCUCAUUAAUCCUACUGUCUCUGGCAUUCGUAGAGGAGCCUGCCCUGCCACUAUUUAAAGUGCCAGUGUGGGUACACGGCUCGGUAGAAUUACUUGCAUUAAUUACUAUCGGUGUGCAGUUGGCUUUAAAGCUGAGAUGGACUGGCUGGGCACCCAUGUUAAGACACAAACGUACAAUGUUAAAGUGCAUCACAUUAGCAAUCAUGUUUCUCGAAGCUAUGACAAUUCUGGUACGGCAGUCGUCGCAUUUCCGCGUGACGCGCGCCCUAAGACCCAUCUUUCUGAUAGACACGAAAUACUGCGGCGGCGUAAGGAGAUUCGUAAGGCAGAUACUUCUCACGCUACCACCUAUCCUGGAUAUGCUGGGCCUGCUCUUUUUCCUGAUUAUUGUAUAUACUGUACUGGGCUAUUACAUGUUCAGCGAAAUGAACAGAAAUUUCUCCACGAUGCAAGAUAGCUUCGUCAGCCUGUUUGUUCUUCUUACCACCGCUAACUUUCCCGAUGUAAUGAUGCCAUCGUAUUCACAAAAUAAGUGGUACGCGAUAUACUUCGUAUCUUAUUUGUGCACCAUGCUGUACGUAAUGAUGAACUUAAUGCUGGCGGUGGUAAACGAGACGUUCACGUCUCGCGAGCGUGAUAAAUUCAAGAAGCUGUUCCUGCACAAGAGGAAAGCGUGUCAGCACGCUUUCAAACUUUUGGUUUCCAAGCAAGACCCCGAUAAGAUGCGAUUCCGCCAAUUCGACGGUUUGAUGCGCUAUUAUGCUCCGAAUAAAUCCACGCGUGACAUUGUUUUAAUGUUUUGUCAUAUGAAUGCAUCGGGAAGUGGCGCUUUAAAUUGCGAGGAAUUCUUGUCGAUUUACGACACCGAUACGCUUCAGUGGGACUUGCAAUACUCUAACAUACCAUGGUACCGCACCGCGUGGUGGCCCCUGCAAACAUUGUGCACAGGCGCCCAUACAGUUAUCAAGUGGUCGUAUUUCGAAACCUUGGUGUGUAUGAUUAUUAUCGGUAAUUGUAUCGCCAUGGUAGUAAGAAUUUUUGAACCGAAUAACAGCCUUGAGGAAUCGGCGCACAGAUUCGCGGCGUGUUGGGAUACUCUGCUGUUCGGGGGACUUUUCAUGGCCGAGGCAGUGUCAAAAAUAUUAGCUCUUGGUACUCGACGUUAUCUGAGCUCUGGAUGGAAUCUCUUUGAUUGGGGAACAUCAGUAAUGACUCUCGUCGCUGCGGGCGCUCUCACUUUAUUCCCAUCGGCUACAUUCCUAGUUCUGUUCCGGCCUCUCAGAACGUUGAGAUUGUUUAAGAUCAAGAAACGCUAUCGAGAUGUUUUCGGCACCCUCGUAAUUCUGUCUCCCCAAAUGUGCCAGACGGCGAUCGUCAUGCUGGUCUUGUAUUACUUCUUCGCGAUCAUCGGAAUGGAAAUGUUUGCCGGAUACGAUAUGCGCAAUUGCUGCAAGAAUACCACCGUUGAAGAUUUCUACGAGUAUUCCGUCAAUGGUAGCACAGCAUUGGGAUAUUACUAUCUUAACACUUUCGAUAAUCUCAUAGCGAGCGGCAUCACACUUUUCGAAUUAACAGUCGUUAAUAAUUGGUUUAUACAAAUGAAUGCAUACGCAUUUACCGCGGGCAUGUACACUAGGAUAUACUUUAUGAUAUUUUAUCUGGUGACGAUGAUCGUAUUGACUAUCGUGGUAUCCAGUUUCUUGGAAGCCUUUCGAUUUAGGAUACAAUAUAAAAAAUCCACUUCAAAACAUGACGAGGAAAAAAUGCUUCACGAAGAAGUGGAAUUAAAAUGGGAUGAACUACAGUGCAUGAUCGAAGAUUUUCAAACUCUGGAAAAUCUGCGCAACUCUUUAGUUGUCGGAGGAAGCACUCUAUUUAUCGGUUCACGGCCGCGAACGCGAGAGGUUUUACAGAGAAAGAUGUAUACGCAUGAAAUAAACGAAUGGAUAGCCGAAGCGAAGUCCGAGGAAAAACUUGUACCAAGUAUAAUACAGAACGUGGAGGACGGAAGCGGCGACGGUAUCUCUGAUUCCGAUCAUCUUGUAUUAAACGGCAAUUUGCGUCAUCAGCAAAACGAUAGUAUAUCUACUCGGUAAAAUCGGUGACAUGACUUAGACCGUAUUCUGAAAAUUAAUUUAUAUACUUCCUCGCUUACACUCGUGUAAGUGCAUUUAUCACAUAAUAACGUAGCUCGUUUAGACGAAUAUAUCUUGAUAGUAGAAAAAAUUAAUGUAUCAUAUGUUACAUUGAAAAACUUUUAGCGAUCGAUAGAGUUCUCGAAGAUACGUAAUUUAAUUACGUAAUUUUUAAUGAAAAAGAGAAUGACUUCCUUUAUAUACUUUGAUAUUGCAAACUAGUCAUGGAUAUUCCGAAAAAAUUUCAUUUUUAGAAAAUCAUUUUUUAAACUCACAUUGACGCAUGUUGCAGUUUCAUAGUGUAUAAUAAUUCAUGCGACAAAUAUUAAUAUACUUGACACUAAUUAUUAAGAAGUAUAUUAUAAAAAAAUAAUCUCGCGCGUACAUUCGGUCAUAUCAUUUUGAUAUCAUUUUGAUACGGACGAUAGGGAGUGCGUAAACUUCAUUAUUUUAUAGAUCGCAUUGUGAAAGGCUUAAUUCGAUUAAGUUAAAUCGUUAGGGCGGACUCGAGGAUCAGGGUGGGAUGCAGAGCAGGAUGAUUUUGCUUAUAUUUAUUUUUUCUUAUAAAUGUGACCGAAAUUUCAAUUUAUCGAAUUUAAUGUAUAAAAAAAAAGAGUUAAGCAAAUAUAUCCUUUCACCUCGAGUCAGUUCCGCGUAUCACGCAAAUAUGACGUACAGACAUAUCUAAUAUAAUGUUAUGUAUAAUUGUUAUUAGCGCGAAAGGUUUUAUUGUUAUUUUUCUAUUUUUAAUAAUGAUUCAUGUAUUUAUUUAACAAAUAUAUGCUUUAUUAUCUUUGUUAAGUGUA